AACAGUUGUAGCUAUUGCUGAGAAACGAAUCAGCGGGGCAGCAGUAUAUCCUCAUCUUCAAGCAAAGCUCACCUGCGUGCGUAGUGCCUCGCUGAAAACUUGACAAAAUGGCAUGGUACUCACGCGCUCUGCUCCCGUUGCUCCUUCUCCUAGCAUGCGCCCUCGUCCAGAGCUCCUACGGCUCGAGGUCGCCGCCGGGGGAGCCGCAGAAGGCUGAGGUCCUCCUACGUCCGCUCCAAUCACGCGGUGGCGUGGACGAAGGCACGCCCUCGACGGAGUUGGGGGCGAAUGGUCGCCGUGGAGUGGACGGUGACGGUGCUGGCGCUGGACCGGAGCGAAGGGACGGAAGAGCGGUGGUGCAGCCGGUCCUGAGAACAGCGGCGAGUCCGAAGGUGGCGCGCCGGGUUCUGCAGGGAGGGGUGGCGGCCGACUCGACGGCCAAGUCGUCGUGCCGCUCCCAUGACGCUAGCGUAACAUGCCCCCCCUCCGGCGCUGCACAAACGCACGGCCGCGAUGGACGGCGUACCUGACAUGCUAGUGCUUGCCGGCUUACCGCCCGCUCGUAGUAGUCCAUCGAUCUGAUCAUUCAUUCAUGAAUCGUCUUAUAGUACUAUAUUAUUGUACUUUCAUUCCCCUUAUUCCUCUAUCCAAUUAACUUCCGUGCUAGAUCAGUAUGUGAUCGUAAGAUAUAUGAAAUCAUAUGGAUUAAAAUUUGCUAUAUGAUCUUCACGUAUGGUCUACUUCAAGGGUUUUAGCUCUCCAUGAAACGGGUAUAAGAGCAGUACUAUCGCACGGACACA
This is a messenger RNA of Lolium perenne, 800 nucleotides long. RefSeq lists its product as uncharacterized. NCBI's taxonomy places the organism in Eukaryota, Viridiplantae, Streptophyta, Magnoliopsida, Poales, Poaceae. The record is from RefSeq and is a predicted model, not a curated record.